Molecule: messenger RNA, 1353 nt
Organism: Rhizoctonia solani
Lineage: Eukaryota; Fungi; Basidiomycota; Agaricomycetes; Cantharellales; Ceratobasidiaceae
Product: aminotransferase class-V protein
Exons: 7
Coding region: 1-1353 (450 amino acids)
Biological process (GO): NAD+ biosynthetic process
Cellular component (GO): cytoplasm
Molecular function (GO): kynureninase activity; pyridoxal phosphate binding
Source: RefSeq, a predicted model, not a curated record
AUGACUGAUAUUGCCACCGCUGAAUACGCCCAGCAGCUUGAUGCUCAAGAUCCCAUUUGUCGGUUCCGCGACGAAUUCCGCCUGCCAACUAACAAGGGAAUCAAGGCAGACCUAGUUCCUGCAGAGCUUGCGGAUUCGCCAUGCCGAUAUUUUGUUGGUAACUCACUAGGUCCCUUGCCAAAGCGAUCUCAGAAAUUCUUGGACGAGGAAAUCGAAGUUUGGGCGAUGACAGGAGUGGAGGGUCAUUUUAGACACCGCCAUGGCAGGAACUGGAAAGAUAUGACAUAUAAAGCUGGCAGAGCCCUUGCCAUGUUGACCGGUGCCAAGGAAUCGGAAGUCAUAACUAUGGGGACCCUUACAGCAAACCUGCACCUUAUGAUUUCGACAUUCUACAAGCCUGUGGGUAACCGGUACAAGAUACUCUGCGAAGCCAAAGCAUUUCCUUCGGACCAAUAUGCCUUUGCCUCUCAAACCCGCGCUCACGGCUAUGAUCCCAAAGAUGCCGUGAUUGAACUUACGCCUCGUGAAGGCGAAGUUUAUCUUCGUGAAGAAGACAUACUUGCUGCAAUUCAAAAAGACGGGUCGAGUAUUGCAUUGGUACUAUUCUCGGGUAUUCAAUAUUAUACCGGCCAAUGGUUCCCUAUGGAGAAGGUUACCAAGGCCGCACAUGAUAUUGGAGCCAUAUGCGGAUGGGACCUUGCACAUGCAAUCGGAAACGUCCCGAUGAAGCUACACGACUGGGGCGCCGACUUUGCAGUUUGGUGCACAUACAAGUACUUGAACUCAGGACCUGGGGGAAUCGCGGGCUUGUUUCUCCAUGACAAAUGGACAGAGAAGCUCCAAACCAGUUACGCGGGUUGGUACGGCCAUAAUAACGAAACAAGAUUCCAGAUGGGCCCCGUGUUCGACCCCAUUCCUGGCGCCCAUGGAUUCCAACAAUCAAACCCAUCCGCUCUUAAUUUGGCUACCCUUCUUGGUAGUCUUGAGCUAUUUGAGGAAGCUGGCGGAAUUGAUGCAUUACGCGAAAAAGCUGUAAAGAUCACCGGAUAUCUGGAGUCUUUACUCAAACGUUCAUCUUUCUACCGAGACCACUUAGAUAAUGAUCCCAAAUCCCCUGUUCACUUUACGAUCCUCACGCCCACUGAUCCCCAACACAGGGGUACUCAACUCUCUUUGGCAUUGAGGCCGCUUGGAAUCAUGCCCAAGGUAUUCGAAGAAAUGCAGCGCCGAGGUGUGAUCGGAGAUGAGCGCCAGCCUGAUGUGAUUAGGCUGGCGCCGGUGCCACUCUAUGUUAGCUAUGAAGAUUGCCUCCAGGCAACUUUAAUUCUCGAGGAUGCUUUAAAAGCUGCAUAG